AUGAAAAGAAAUAAUAAUUUAAUAAUACCACUACUAAAGAUUAAAAAACUUUUAAAAAGAAAAGGAUGUAAACGUAUUCAAAAUUCUGCAUUAGUAUUCUUUUCAAAAGUAUUACAAUAUUUAAUUGAAGAGCUAUUAGAGAUUAGUAUGAAUGUUUCAAUUUUAAAUAAAACAAAGAAAUAUAGAAUUAAACCAAAAGAUAUAAGUUGGAGUAUUCAAUCUGAUCCAGAAUUUAAUUUAUUAUUUAGAAAUAUUAUAAUUCCAUCAUCAGGAAGAAUUUCAAAUAAAUUGAAUAGAAUUAUACAAAGAUCAUUUAAAUUUAAAUCAUUCAAAUUUGAUGACUAUGAAAAAUCAGAUUAUUCUUCAAAAACAUUUUAA
Molecule: messenger RNA, 378 nt
Organism: Dictyostelium discoideum AX4
Lineage: Eukaryota; Evosea; Eumycetozoa; Dictyosteliales; Dictyosteliaceae
Gene: H2Av3
Product: histone H2A domain-containing protein
Exons: 1
Coding region: 1-378 (125 amino acids)
Cellular component (GO): nucleosome; chromosome; nucleus
Molecular function (GO): DNA binding; structural constituent of chromatin; protein heterodimerization activity
Source: RefSeq, a predicted model, not a curated record